Molecule: messenger RNA, 1245 nt
Organism: Suillus clintonianus
Lineage: Eukaryota; Fungi; Basidiomycota; Agaricomycetes; Boletales; Suillaceae
Exons: 1
Coding region: 1-1245 (414 amino acids)
Source: RefSeq, a predicted model, not a curated record
AUGUCUUCCAUUCUACACACCUUUGUCCACUUUCUUCACAAAUCUUUGUCAUUCAUUACAGGACUGUUCCACUCGUUCUUCGAUCGCUUUACUGGUGGAAGGCGAGCGACUCAGGAGCCCGGUACACCAGGAACUGACCGCAACCGCCAUAGCUUCUUUACUAUCGUCCAACUUGUCUCAUCCCAGAAGCCGAAAGGGUUGAAGCCUUUUGUCCUGCCACAGAAUGUCAUCCUGCGGCGGCUUGACGACGUCAGAUGUAGGACUACCCAAGGCCAAGAGAUGGCAUCGCCGACGAACUCCAGUGACCCGGAGCUUGGCCGUUGUGAUAUCGUCAAUUCUCGGGGAUCUCCACGACUGUCUCGUCCCCUGUCCGUUCGCCCGCUGUUACCUAUGCCUUCGUUUUCUCCUCCCUCAUCUGGGAUUCGCAGCUCUUGGCCACCUGUCUUUGACACGCAGCUCCAGUCCGGCAAGAACUCGCUUCCCUGCGACGAAGGCCUGUCAAUGUCCCUGUCAUCCACUUCCCUCAAAGUAUGGACAAGCUCUCCUCAAGGGAAACAAUUUCGCUCGCCUACUCGCCCGAACUGCUCCUAUUCGCCGGGUGCGGGAGAGAACCGGUUCGCUUCUCCAUUCGGCAACCGAGGCAGCACGUACUUUGCUCCAUACUUCAAUGGUGUCCCCUCUGUCGCAUCUGCAGCUGAUCUACUCGACUUCUCGGUCUAUGCUAGCUCCCCACGUGUCAACGUGGAAUACUCCUCUACGAUUGACGCUCCCGGUGAAAGACAGCGGCUGGAGAAACUGAGGUUCACAGCCAAGAUCUCCACUGUGGUCUAUGAUCCCGUUAUUCGAGAGGUGUUCACGCUGCGUCCCAGCUACGGCGCGCGUACUCCGGGGCGUGGCAAACGCAACGUCCAGAAAGUCGUUGUUGCCACACCCCCUUCGUCACCGAUCUCGUCCGUUUCUGACUGGUCAGCGUCCGGCCUCUUUUCAAGUCUGGCUGAACAAACAUCUUCCUCUCCUUGCACGACGCACACAAGAUCGCUUUCGGCUUGCUGUAUCUCCAGUCCUCGCGAUCUGUCUGGUGCUGAAAUCGGCGGGAUUAACCCUGGCUCCGUGCCACGAGUCACUGUCCGACCUGUCGGCUUUCCUGCGAAGAGCCUCGUUCCCAAUUCCGCAUCCUGUCCCGACAUAUCCAGUGGUUCUAUCGGUCGCACCGCCGCUCGUACGUGUGAGGUCAUCAUGUCUUGA